ACUUGCAUGGCUUUAUCGCGCGCAUAUCGCCAAGAUGUCGGGGGAUGUUUUGCGGAACGUGCAGCGGCUGCUUUUACGAGUUCAUUCGUGCAAUGAGUCGUCGCUCGAGCACGCCUCGAGUCUUCGCCAAAUCAUAGUUAUGGUUUAAGGCUACUAUAAGAAAGUGCGUAGCUUGCCAAACGGAAUCAAGUGCUGCGAGAGUGCCUACUCUUGCGAGUCUUAAAACGCCUCCCACAUUUUUGCUCAGCAUUUAGUCUUUUGCUUACAAUCGCUGUUAGCUAAAUAUCUUUCUCUCUUGUACGUAUGUUAAAUUUUCCGAAACCAUCAAAUCAAACCUAUAAACCUCAGCUUCUAUAUAUACAGUGUACAUCUACGUACAUCCUACGGCCUACCGCAAGUCCAUCAGUUAUUCAGUGUUCAGGUUUAGCCUUUGUGCGCGAGAUAUCACUACUGAAUUAUAUUCUUGUCCCACGAACGGUUACAACGAUUUUGUGUUCGGCAAGGCAAAAACAACACUCAACUAUAUAGCCUAUGACCGGAUAUGCUGAGGUUGGUGACAACAGUUUGAAAAAGGCAAAUAAGACAGACCGUCAAGUAUAGUAUCGUGUUCUCGCACGCACGACUUUCAUCUCAUCUCUGAUCCAAAAACAAAGGUCAGCGCUCAAGCAUACACCGAGAGUUAACGUAGCACCGGCUGUAGUUAAGAAAAAUAGCGAGAAUUUAUUCGCUUCAGUCAUUGCCAAGACCCUCGUUUUCUCGGCCUAUGACUCUUAGGAACCGCGGUCUUUCAUGGAAUAUAGCUAAGACGGAAUAAGAGAUAGUGCGAGACUACGAGAGAACAACGAGAACAAGCGAAAGAAAGAGAGAGAGAGAGAGAGAGAGAGGGAGAGAGGGAGAGAGAGAGAGAAAGAGAGAAAGAGAGAGAGAGACUGAUGCAAAGUGCGUAUAGCACGUUUCGACUGCCAGGCUUUUCCACGAUACUCGCACCAAAAGGCGGCUAUUCUUGAUCAUCUACUCUCUACUCUUCCUUUGGACGUCGUUGUCUCCGUCGACAGUGCAAUUCACACGCACCGCAAUCUUCAUCGAUAAAAUAAAGAUUUCGAGCAUCGUCUUGUUUAUCAAGAGCUGUAAGCAAGAUUCUCGCUUUGAAGGAAGAGGAAUGGGUGCAAAGACCAGCACCAUUACACAAAAUACUAGUGGCAAUGGCCAAUCUACCACAGGAGCAAAUGAAACCACUAUGCCAGGUUUUCCAACUCUACGUUCAUUACCAGGUGGAGUUGGAAUGCUACAGCAUCAGCAAGCUAAUCAAUCUCAAUCAUCGAGAGUAUCAGCCGAUAGUAGACAAAGAGCAAGAUCUUUGAGUUCUGUUCCUGAUUUAUCUGCUGAUCAAGGUGCUCUUGCUUCGGCAGUAGGUGUAGGCCAAGUCUUAGGACUACCACAAUUAGACGGAGAAGAUUUAGAUGAGGAAAGUAGUAGAGUUUACGCCGCACAUAGUUUGCCUUCUCACAUUUGGUCCCUAAAUGAGGUUGUACCUGCGCACGCGGUUAGACGAGUCUUUUAUGGUUUGAAAUGUCCAGUAUGUUCAAAAUUUAUUUUGCCAGAUGACAUAGAAUGUCACCUGGUUAUGUGUUUAACUAAGCCUCGUCUUAGCUAUAAUGAGGAUGUACUUGCGGAUGAAAAGGGAGAGUGUGUUAUUUGCUUAGAAGAUCUUCAACCUGGUGAUGUGAUAGCUCGUUUGCCCUGCCUGUGCAUAUACCACAAAAGUUGCAUAGACAAAUGGUUCCAAGUGAAUCGCAGUUGCCCAGAACAUCCUGGUGAUUGAUGUGAACCGAGUGCUUGGGAAAGCAGCGAGGCACUGAAAUGAUUUGUUACGAAAGUCUAUCGACGGCUGCAGCAGGUCAAAAAUGUUGCCGUAGCAUUGUCAUGUGACUAAAAGUGGAUACAGGGAACUCAAAUCGUGGUUCAUGGAAAACAAGCUAGUCAAGGUGGCCACUAGUCCGUGAUGUGUUGAUAAUUUACACGCAAACAAAGAUAGCAAUUUUUGACGAAUUAUCUUUUGACCACACAUGGUACUGUAAAAAAUGAUCAUAAAAGACAGUUACGUACGAAUUCAAAUCGUCAAAUACUACUACUCAUAAAUCUAAGAGACAUUGGAAAGAAUCGCCAUAAGAUUCAAUGAUACAAGUUAUUAUCUUAACGUCGUAUCUAUGAUUAAUUAUUCUCUUUCUGCUAACGCUUUCAUAAAGAAACAAAAUUGAACAAAAAAUACAUUGUUUAUUGUAUAUUUCUGAAAUAUUUGUAGAUUUCCAUUAUUAAUCAGUUCGUUAUGAAGUU
Phymastichus coffea is the source of this 2334-nucleotide messenger RNA. Its product is annotated as E3 ubiquitin-protein ligase ZNRF2. The transcript has 6 exons. The record is from RefSeq and is a predicted model, not a curated record. NCBI's taxonomy places the organism in Eukaryota, Metazoa, Arthropoda, Insecta, Hymenoptera, Eulophidae. The coding region runs from base 1160 to 1822 and encodes 220 amino acids.